CAACGCAAAAGAUGAUCUUUGCACUCUGUCUGACUUUUCCACUUCUGAUGGAGAUCGCUGCAGCUCAAUCUUCAUCCAUGCGCCUUGUUUCAGCCAACGUAGGAGAAACAGUGAUUUUACCGUGUUUCCAAGACAAUUUGUCACAGCACUUCCUGUGGUACAAGCAAACCUUGGGAGAUACACCUAAAAUAUUAUCAUCCUUUUAUACGUAUGAAAAGGAUCCUGUAUUCCACAAUGAAUUCAAAAACAACCCUCGUUUUUCAGUGCUAUGUGAAGAAGGAAUGAAUCACCUAAAGAUCUCAGACAUACAGCUCUCAGAUUCAGCAUCGUACUACUGUGGAAGUUCUCAUGUCAAUGAGUUGAAUGUACUAGUAGGAGCCAUUCUUAUUGUUAAAGGUUCUGAGUCCAGAAACACACCUGUUGUAUGGCAGCCUGAAUCGGAGUCGGUCCAUCCAGGAGAAUCUGUGACUCUGAACUGUACAAUAAACACUGGGACCUGUGAAGGAGAACACAGUGUCUAUUGGUUCAGACAUGACUCAGGAGAAUCUCCUCCAGGAAUCAUUUAUACCAAUGGAGACAGGAGUGGUCAGUGUAUGAAGAGCCCUGAGUCUGGGUCUCCUACACAGAGCUGUGUCUACAACCUCCCCAAGAGGAACCUCAGCCUCUCUGAUACUGGGACUUACUACUGUGCUGUGGCCUCAUGUGGAGAGAUACUGUUUGGGAAUGGGACCAAGCUGGAUGUUGGAGGACAUUACACUGAACCUGUUGUCUUGGUGUACUGUCUGGGAGUAGCAUUGGGCGUCUCAAUCAUCCUGAUCAUUGUACUUACCUGCAUUAUUUACAAGAUGAAUAUGAUGAUGUGUUGCCAGUGCAGAGGAUUUGACUCCCAGACAAGAGAUCCUACAGUUUCCCUGUCAAAUGCAGGGAACCAGGAUGCAGACAAUCUUCAUUAUGUUGCUCUGAAUUUGAACAAGAAAAGGUCUUCAAGACAGAGAAGUAACAUGCAGGAAGAGACGGUGGUCAUAUACGCCGGAAUUAGACAAUAGAACAGGAGGAAAUCAUGCAUCAUAUGCUCUUACAAUGUGAAGAUAUCCAGAGUGGUUAGGAAUAGAGACCAAAACACAGACAAAGUGAGGGGGUGGGAUGUUGCCGAGUCAGGUGGAAUACACGGGGUUGUCGAAUAUCUUAACCAUGCCAAUUGUGUUAAUAUCAGCUAUUAGAAUAUUCUGGGG
Messenger RNA from Esox lucius (northern pike), 1232 nucleotides. RefSeq lists its product as uncharacterized. Bases 12 to 1046 code for a protein of 344 amino acids. Lineage: Eukaryota; Metazoa; Chordata; Actinopteri; Esociformes; Esocidae. Gene Ontology annotation, biological process: response to bacterium. The transcript is spliced from 6 exons. The record is from RefSeq and is a predicted model, not a curated record.